Molecule: messenger RNA, 6539 nt
Organism: Aethalodelphis obliquidens (Pacific white-sided dolphin)
Lineage: Eukaryota; Metazoa; Chordata; Mammalia; Artiodactyla; Delphinidae
Gene: TTF2
Product: transcription termination factor 2
Exons: 26
Coding region: 45-3566 (1173 amino acids)
Biological process (GO): DNA repair
Cellular component (GO): nucleus
Molecular function (GO): ATP-dependent activity, acting on DNA; zinc ion binding; ATP binding
Source: RefSeq, a predicted model, not a curated record
UUGGGGGUGGGGGUGAUUUCGGGGAAGAGGAAAGAAGUAGUGGGAUGGAAGUGGUUGGGUGUCCACAGCACGGGACCUUAUGUUUUCUGAAGACCGGCGUCCGAGAUGGCCCGAAUAAAGGAAAGAGCUUCUUCGUGUGCCCGGCGGACACAUGCAGCUUCGUGCGGGCCACCGACAUUCCUGUUUCUCAUUGUUUAUUGCAUGAGGACUUUGCGGUAGAGCUUCAGGGUCUGUUUCUAUCACAGGGCGAGAAAGAAUACAGGUUAUUCUUCCGAUGUGUUAGAAGUAAGGCAGAGGGGAAGCAAUGGUGUGGAAAUAUCCCAUGGCAGGAUCCUAAUUCCGAAGAACAUUCUGUAACCAGUAAGUCUCAGCAUGCCUCUGAGAUAUCUCGUUAUCCUUCCAGCCAGCAGAGAAACCCGUUCAAGUUAAUUGACAAGAAUCAAGAACCAUCCCUCCGGAAGCAGUUCAUCAAAGGUGAAGAUGAGGAAAAGACAGCUGAUAAGAAGCAAAGGGAAAAAAGAGAUCCACUCCUGGAUCAAAAGAAGGAACAGAAGCCUGAAUCUAAGUGCUGGAUGGAGGAAGAUCUCUCAUCUGGCCUGGUGGUAAAGGAAAAACAAUCAGCUGUUCAAGAGAUGCAGCGAGGGGAGAAGACAGAGUUUCGUAGUGCUGCAAAGGAGGUUGAAGGGGUGCACAAAAGAAACCUAUUUGAGAUGAAAUCCAAACAGGUCCGUGGGAAUGAGCUGAGAGAACCGUCUGCAUCUCAGGAGAAGUCAAAUGGUGAGAGACAUUCUCUCCAAAAAGAAUCAGAACCUCCAAGGGAAAAGGAAACUAAGCCUUUGCCUCGAAUUGUUCACAGUCAACACCCAAUAAGCCAGUCCCUGAAAGGGGGACACCUCAGCAAGGAGCACCCCAAGAGCUGGGAGGCUAGAGAAACAAAGGCAAAGAAGGACGCAAGCACGCAGACCCUCCAGAAGAGUCUGCUCCAGGGCCAUUUGCAGGCACAGCCGGAGACCCGGGGCACGCCUGCUCCAAAGGGACUGGCUGCUCAGCCUGCACCGCUGGCCGCAGGGCACCCCCAGGGAGAGAUGCGAGACGCCGAUACAAGCAGUGGUGACAGUGAGGAAGGUGAUGUUGUUUUUUUUUCCUCUAAGCCAGGGAGCCCCUUGCUCUUUGACUUGACUCUAGACUCACAGAAGAAGAAGAACCUUAAAUUCCCUGGUCAGAGUGUGCAAAGAAAAAUUUCUCCUGACUCAGGCGUUUCCAAGAAGGGAGAACCUUCAGACCCAGAAGCCCAACGUGUGUACCUCACAACACAGCUGAAACAAAAGAAGAGCACACUGGCAUCUGUGAACAUCCAGGCUCUUCCAGACAAGGGUCAGAAGUUGUUCAAGCAACUUCAGGAGCUGGAGGAUGCGCUGAGUGCCCUGGCCCUCUCCCCAGAGCAAGGCACUAAUGAGAAGAGUAACACUCAAGUACCACAGCAGAGUAACUUCACCAAAACGACCACUGAUCCUCCCCACUUGGUGCCUCCCAAACCCCUGCAGGGCCAGGAUCUCCAGCCUCUGGGUUGUCUAGGACUGAAGGCUGCCCGCCAGGAGGCUGCUGGAGGGUCUGAUCAGUGCUGUGGAGGUAACCUCGAUUUGUACGCAGGCCCUAUGAGCCAAGGUCACCUUCGCGCAGUGUGGCAAAUCACAAGUGAAGCCAUUGAUGAGCUGCAUCGAUCACUUGAGUCACGUCCUGGCGAGACAGCUGUAGCAGAGGAUCCAGCUGGGUUGAAGAUCCCUUUGCUGCCGCACCAGAAGCAGGCAUUAGCCUGGCUGCUAUGGCGGGAAGGUCAGAAGCCACGAGGAGGAAUCCUGGCGGAUGAUAUGGGGUUAGGAAAAACCCUGACAAUGAUUGCACUCAUCCUGACCCAGAAGAACCAAGAGAAAAACAAAGAAAAGGACAAAACCACGGCUUUGGCUUGGCUUUCCAAAAAUGACCCCUCUGAGUUCACUUCCCAUGGAACACUAGUCAUCUGUCCUGCUUCCCUGAUCCAUCACUGGAAAAGUGAGGUGGAGAAACGUGUGAGCAGCAACAAACUAAGAGUCUAUCUGUAUCAUGGGCCAAACCGGGAUCAACAUGCAAAAGUCCUCUCCACAUAUGACAUCGUGGUCACUACCUACAGCCUUCUGGCCAAGGAGAUUCCCACAAAGAAGGAAGAGGGAGAGAUGCCAGGUGCUAACCUCAGUGUGAAGGGUGUCUCAUCACCUUUGCUUCGAGUAGUCUGGGCUCGAAUCAUAUUGGAUGAAGCUCACAAUGUUAAGAAUCCCCGAGUGCAGACUUCCUUGGCUGUGUGUAAGCUCCAGGCCCAAGCCCGUUGGGCUGUCACUGGAACCCCCAUUCAGAACAACUUGUUGGACAUGUAUUCACUGCUGAAAUUUCUCCGUUGUUCUCCAUUUGAUGAACUCAGUCUGUGGAGGAGUCAGGUUGACAAUGGUUCAAAGAAAGGAGAAGAACGGUUAAAUAUUUUAACCAAGAGCCUUUUGCUGAGGAGAACAAAAGACCAGCUGGACCCCACCGGCAAGCCCUUGGUGGUGCUCCCCCAGCGUAAAUUUCAGUUGCACCAUUUAAAGCUUUCUGAAGAUGAAGAAAAUGUUUAUAGUGUCCUUUUUGCAAGAUCAAGGUCAGCUCUGCAAUCCUAUCUAAAAAGACAUGAAAGUGGGGGCAGCCAAUCUGGAAGAAGCUCUGAUAAUCCAUUCAGUAGAGUGGCCCAGGAGUUUGGGUCCAGUGGGCCUGGGCUCUCCGUGGCAGCAGACUCGCAGACAUCUAGCACCGCCCAUAUACUGUCACAGUUGCUGAGACUCCGCCAGUGUUGUUGUCAUCUUUCUCUACUGAAGUCGGCCCUGGAUCUGAAAGAGCUGAAGAGUGAAGGCCUGGUCCUUUCCCUGGAAGAGCAGCUCAGAGACUUGACCUUGUCCGAAUUCCAUAACUCAGAGCCGUCUGCCUCCAUUUCCCUUAAUGGCAAAUGCUUCAAUGUGGAGCUUUUUGACGACAGGAGAGAGAGCACCAAGAUUUCAUCUCUGUUGGCAGAAUUGGAGGCAAUCCGAAGAAAUUCAGGGUCCCAAAAGAGUGUCAUCGUCUCUCAGUGGACCAGCAUGCUGAAGGUUGUAACCUUGCACCUUAAGAGGCAUGGACUGACUUAUUCCACCAUCGAUGGCUCUGUUAACCCCAAACAGAGAAUGGACUUGGUGGAGGCAUUUAACAAAUCCAGGGGCCCUCAGGUUAUGCUAAUCUCUCUCUUGGCUGGAGGCGUUGGUCUAAACCUGACUGGAGGAAACCAUCUUUUCCUUCUGGACAUGCACUGGAAUCCGUCACUUGAAGAUCAAGCUUGUGACCGAAUUUACCGAGUAGGACAGCAGAAAGAUGUUGUCAUACACAGAUUUGUUUGUGAGGGAACAGUGGAAGAGAAGAUCUUGCAGCUCCAAGAAAAAAAGAGAGAUUUGGCCAAACAGAUUCUAUCAGGAACUGGAGAAGUUGUCACCAAGCUCACCUUGGCCGAUCUCAAAGUCCUUUUUGGCAUCUAACUUCCUGUUUAUGGAGCUCAGAAUAGUGCCAUUGUUGGUUUGUAUUAGGAUCUGGGGAGAAUGACCUAACCCUGGUCCUUUGAGCUCUCGUUGGCAUUCAGUUUCACCUUCAAGCCCUCCUCAAAGUGAGGAUCAGUUACCAUGUUAACCACUUGGUUAACCAGUCAUGUUAAUCAAUCAGCGUAUUUAAUGUGUGACAUAGAAACCAAUAAAUUACUUCAGAUAAGAGAAAAUGCUUUAGAGUUAGAGAAUUUGGAAAACAGCCCUGGGAGAGUUGUACCUAAGCUUCAGUAAAAGCUCAAAAAGCCCUCUGUUGCUUUUCUCUUCUCAGCUGGUGGGGACCCAAUGUUACUGCCUUUUCUAACACAGGCUCCAUCCCAUCUCUUCAUCUCCUGCCAAUGAGGCUGCUCAUAUAACCAUCUCUUUAUGGGCUGAGCAGAAGCAGCUCUCUGCGUAAUAUGUAGAUGAGACUACAUUUCCUAGUCUUCACUGCAGUUACAUGGGUCCAUAUUGCUGAGUUCUAAGUCAGUGGAAUAUGGAGAGAAGUGAUGUAAGUCAUUUCUUAUCUGCCUUUCUGAAACCUUGCAAGUGAUUCUUUGUGCUGUUUCUUCUCUUGUUGGCCCACUGAAUACAAAGGAACUGAUGGAUGACUGCAGGGCCCUAGAGACUUGUGAAGCCACUAGGUCAGAGAUUCUUAACCUACUGCUGGCCACGGACCCCUUGGCAGACUGACAGCUGACUGCCUCCCCUCCCCCAAAGACCUUUGGCCACGAAGAAGAGAAACGUAGCGUGGUCUCUGGUGCUCGACCACCUGGACGUACAAUCAGUGAGUAACUCACAAAAAGGUACUUGGACUCGAGGGUAUAACAUAAGGCACUUUGUUUUUAAUUCCAUCAGUUUCUUCAGAAUUAAGGUCAGGGGUUCUCUGGUGAUCUGAAGCCGUGACCACAGACCCAGGAAGCCGUCAGAGGGCCGCCGUCAGAGGGCCACCGUCCUCAGUACACUCCUCGCUGCGCUCUGCCCACCUGCCCAUGCGCAUUCUGACUUCUCGGUAAACUUCCCACAGCACGACCAGUGGGGGCGCCCCGGGUGGCCUUUGUGUCCGUGGCCACAGCCUAGGUACCCACCUGCAUGGUUCAAAGAGGAGAGGGGAGAACCACCAUUAGAGGAAAGUCCAGCAGUUACCACGGAAAUUAAUGCUCCUGGCGACAUUCAGACUCAUGGACGUGAAAACGUCUAAUAAAAACCCGUAGAGAGGAACAAGCUAUUCGGUGCCUCUGUAGUCAGGAGAACUCACAAGACUGAUGACAGCAAAUCAAUUAAGGUUAGCUGAAGUUCUAAGAAGAGUGUUAUUUUAACACUGCUAACUCAAGGAGAAGAACUGGUUUGGAUUUUAACUGUAACAUAAUCUAGAUGAAAGGGAAGUGCAGAGUGGUGGAAAUAAACAAAAUAGAUCCUGAAGUGUUUAUGAGAGUUUACAAGAGCCUAUCUUAAGGCCCACCACUGGAGUAAGGAUACCACAGAAUACUGAAAAUAAUUAGAUCUCUUGCCUGAGCUGACCCUCUUGCCCACCCACCCUGUCCCCAAGAAAAGAGCCAGACCUGGUUCAGUUAAUUUAUUCAUCUGUUCUCCCAUCCCUGCCUUGUUUGGAAUUUCUCUAAGGUUUUAAAAGGAACAGAGCGGGUUUACAUCUUUGACACCGCUCAGGCUGUUGGAAAGGGUACAGGCUGAAAUCGAGCAUUCUAGGAGAAGCACAGGGCUCCUAGGAUUAGUGAACUGUAUCAAAACUAAAAAACUCAGAACUUUGCAGCUUGCUAUUUCAGUUUCCAGAACAAGAAGCUUUAAAUGAAACUUUUAGAACUGUGAUAUAUUUAUACGCACAGACUGCAUUCCUAGAAACAAAGCCUAAGUCUGAACACCCCGAAGCUGGUCGCUGUGGUAGUUGAUCCCGCCGCCGGGAGACAGCAGCAGAGGGAGAGCGAGGGCUUUCAGGAGCGACUGGUUCUCCUUACCCGGCAUGGUGCCUCCACAUGCGCAGCGAGCAGUCUUCUGGCCUCCGCUGGAGCAGAACGUGCAGCAGUGAAACACGCCUGGGUGUGAGCGGUGCCGUUUCCUCACGGUCACAGCGAAUGGGACUACUGCGACUUGAAUGUUCUCUCCUCCCCUGCCCAUGCUCUCUCCUGCUGCAUCCUUACAAAUGACGGUGAAAGAGACUGUCUGUUUCUCGCGGGCUCUGUGGAGAUCUGCGGAAGAUAAACACUCCAUCCUCACCUCAAAGGCCAACUGCGGUGACUGUAUCCCCAGAUCAGACACCAUCUUGCCUUUUCUCUUUAGAACAAAAGGUUGUGUUUCCAGUUUCCUCCCUUUCUGUUCUCCCAGGCAUACCUCUUGGGAGUCGCUCCCGGUGAGCCUGCUUCUGUCUCAGCCAGCAGCUGCUCUUGGAUCAUAUAGGAUCCUGGACCUUAAUUUCAGCCUUAAGGAAGCUUUGAAAAUACUCAGGUUUGAUGUAUGUAUUCAGAGAAAAAAACCUCUGGACACCGUGAGAGAGGCUGGUAACCCCAAACUACCCUCUCUGAGCUGCAGAUCCUGCUGGAAGAGGCGGUGGGUACAGGGUGACCACCUGGGACUCUUCAUGCUGUGAAGUCCUCCACAGCGUGGUAGCUGUGCCAUGGUGUUGGGGGCAUAUUCAAUAGCUACAGCCUCUGGUCCGGAAGUCAGAUGAAACAGGCUUCUUAACCUGGGGUUCGUGAACUACUGUGAGGCCUUACGAAGGGUCUAAGAAUCUCCUGAAAUUGUAUGCCCAAAUUAAUGGGUGUUUCUUGGGGACAGAUCAUUCUCAAAGGGAUCUGUGACCCCCGAACAGGUAAGAAUUCCUGUGCCAGUUAGGAUGACUCUACAGUAGAGUCUUCCUGUGAGGACUGAUCUGUGAAAUACAUGUUUGAUCAAUGUGGUCAAAAGAAAUUGUUUUUCCCC